Soboliphyme baturini is the source of this 516-nucleotide messenger RNA. The record is from the annotation of a GenBank genome assembly. Lineage: Eukaryota; Metazoa; Nematoda; Enoplea; Dioctophymatida; Soboliphymatidae.
AUGUCACUUGCUGGUUUACGUAAGCAGUUGAACAAAGCCAAUCAGUAUGUCAGUGAACGCGUUGGUGCUGCCGAAGCUACAAAGCUCGACGACACGUAUCACGAAAUGGAGAGAAAAGUGGAUGCGACGUCUGAACUCAUUGAAGAUGUUAUCGCCAAAACGAGGGAAUAUCUUCAGCCUAACCCAGCUGUCAGAGCGAAAAUGGCCACUGUGAGUACGAUUUCAAAGCUGCGCGGUACCGCGAAAAGCACACCUUAUCCGCAGCAGGAAGGGAUUUUGGCAGAUGCGAUGCUGAAGUACGGCCGACUGCUGGGGGAAAACUCUUAUUUUGGUAAAUCCCUCAUGGAUGCAAGCGAGACGUUUAAGUCGCUGGCAGAUAUAAAGUAUGCCCUGGAAGACAACGUUAAGCAGAACUUUAUUGAUCCUCUACUUCACCUUCAGGCAAACGAUUUGAAAGAAGUCAUGGUAGGAACGGAUUUUGAUGUACAACAUGUCCGCUUAACUACUCCACAUUAA